CCCAUGACAUUAUGGAAGUGAAAGCUGGACUUUGAAGAAGCAAGAUAGAAAAAGUAUUGACGCUGUUGAACUUGGGUGUUGGAGAAGACUUUUGAGGAUACCAUGGACAGCCAGAAAAACGAACAAAUGGAUCAUAGAACAGAUCGAUCCAGAAUUUUCACUCGAGGCACAAAUGACCAGGCUCAAGCUAUCAUACUUUGGUCACAUUAUGCAAAGACCCAGCUCCCUUGAGAAGUCCAUAAUGUUGGCAAAAGUUGAAGGAAAGAGAAGAAGAGGAUGACCAGCAGCAAGGACAACCCUUGUAAACAUCAGUGAACCUACAUGUGGCCUUUGAAAAAGCUGGAAGUUGAACCUGAUGGCGAAGGUUAGGUCACUUCAGAGCUGCUUGAAUCAGACUGCACCUAUUUCUGUUUUGGAACUGGGUUUCACCGAGUCUUGAACUGACAUGGUAUGAUGAGCUUUCAGGGGAUUGGCUUGGAAGGCCUUUUAAAGUUUCCUGCGUGUGUGCAACAGGAUUUGAACUCAGCAACUUCAACAUCCCAGUGAUAAUGCCAUCCUUGCCAAAUGAGGGAGAGAACCAAGGGACCUCUUCUCUGACAUUGAGCUCCAGCCUAUCUUUCCAAAGCACAAUAAAGAGAAAAGUCAGGGAGAAGAAAAAGCAUGGAGCCAUCACUGCAAAUGUUGCUGGCACAAAAUAUGAAAUUGUACGUGUAGUAAUAGAAGAGAUGGGGUAUGUGAAGACUCGUGAUGAUGAUGAAUCUGCAAACCUCAUCUGGAGUGAUUGUGCUGUGCAGCAGGAAAAGAUUGCAGAACUUCGAAAUUACCAGAGAAUCAAUCAUUUUCCAGGAAUGGGUGAGAUCUGUAGGAAGGAUUUCUUAGCAAGAAACAUGACCAAAAUGAUCAAAUCUCAGCCCCAAGAGUAUAGCUUUAUUCCUCGGACGUGGAUCUUCCCGGCAGAAUAUACACAAUUCCAGAACUAUGUAAAAGAACUCAAGAGAAAACGCAGACAGAAAACGUUCAUAGUCAAACCAGCUAAUGGUGCAAUGGGACAUGGGAUCUCUCUUAUAAGAAACGGAGAAAAACUGCAUCCUCAAGAACACCUCAUAGUCCAGGAAUACCUUGACAAGCCCUUUCUUAUGGAAGGCUACAAAUUUGAUUUAAGAGUGUACAUUCUGGUGACCUCCUGUGAUCCAUUAAAAAUAUUUUUAUAUCAUGAUGGGCUAGUGAGAAUGGGCACAGAGAAGUACCAUCCCCCCAAUGACUCAAAUCUGAGCCAGCUGUAUAUGCACUUGACCAACUACUCUGUGAAUAAGCAUAACGAACGUUUUGAACGGGAUGAAACAGAAGAUAAAGGCAGUAAGCGCUCUAUAAAGUGGUUUACUGAGUUUCUGCAAACAAAUCAACUUGACGUUUCUAAAUUCUGGAACGAUAUUUCAGAACUAGUGGUGAAGACACUAAUUGUAGCAGAGCCGCAUGUCCUUCAUGCUUACCGUAUGUGUAGACCAGGACAGUCUCCAGGAAGUGACAGUGUUUGCUUUGAAGUUUUGGGGUUUGAUAUUCUGCUGGACAGAAAACUAAAGCCAUGGCUCCUAGAGAUCAAUCGUGCCCCAAGCUUUGGUACAGACCAAAAAAUAGACUAUGAUGUGAAAAAAGGUGUUCUGCUGAAUGCUCUGAAGCUGCUCAAUAUAAGGACAAGUGAUAAAAGAAAAAAUUUAGCCCAGCAAAAAGCAGAAGCUCAGAAGAGACUUUAUGGUCAAGGCUCAAUGAAAAGGCUGUCACCAGUGUCGUCUGACUGGGAAAAACAGCGUCGCUCUCUGGAAAGGAGAAGAGAGGAAUUGAAAGAGAGACUGGCACAAGUACGCAGGCAGCUCUCCAAAGAAGAACAUGAAAAUAGGCACAUGGGAAACUACAGACGAAUUUAUCCUCCUGAUGAUAAGCUGCUACUUGAAAAAUAUGAAGAUUUGUUAGCCACUGCUUUCCAGACAUUCCUUGCUGGGAGAGCAGCCUCACUUCAACGGGAGAUGAACAACCCCCUAAAAAAGAUGAAGGAAGAAGAUAUCUUGGAUCUUCUGGAACAGUGUGAAAUGGAUGAUGAGAAACUGAUGGGGAAAACUGUCAGACCACGUGGACCCAAGCCCCUGUAUUCCAUGCCGGAGAGUGCACAGCUCAUGAAAAAGCAGAGACACUACAGCAGUGGCAGUAGCAGCGAAAGUAGCAGUGAUGUUUCCGAAUGGGAGGAGGAAGCUGAAAAAGAUGAUCAAAAUGUGAAGAAAGAAAAAAAAGUCUCAUAUGAUCUUGAAGACAGGCAGCUAAUAGAGCGAUCCAGCAGAAUGAACUGGAAACGGCCCCUUAAAAAAGUCCCAUCUUAUAUAUCCACCACAUCAUCAGCUGGUCCUAUAAGACGUUCUGUGAGCUGCCCUCGAUCUAUUUCAGCCUUGGCUAUGCAAGCUGCUGAAAACAGGCCUUUCUCAGCCAAGCCGGUGGUACAGGCCUCUCGUUUAUCUUCUGUGAGUAGGUCACACUCUUUAAACAGAGGUUCAUCUUCAGUCAAAAUGAACACUGCCAACCUGGGUAUUGUGCAUUCUUCUGUGGGUGAAACUCCAAUGCAGCAGAGAACAAAAGAACAAGAAGAGGCACUAACAAGGGAGACCCUGGUCAUUAUCAAUGAUAUGAAGAUCAGGUUCCCAGGGAAGACCAAUGAAGAAGCAGAAUUAAUACUUGAAGAUAUUAUGGACAAUUGGAAAUACCAUAAAUCAAAAGUGGCCUCAUACUGGUUGAUAAAAUUGGACUCUGUAAAACAGAGAAAGGUUUUAGAUAUUGUGAAAGCUAGUGUUCGUUCUGUUCUGCAACGCGUCUGGAGAGUUUCAGAUGUUGAAUGUUUACAUUUAUACCGGCUUUUUAACCGUGUGUUUAAUCGUCUGCUAUGGAGCCAUGGCCAGGGACUGUGGAACUGUUUCUGCAAUUCAGGGAGCUCCUGGGAGACAAUAUUCAGUAAAAGCACAGAAACAGUGACUGCCGAUCAGCUCCAGUGUUGCCAACGAAUAGCAGAGCUUUGUAAACAGUGCCUGCUAGUGGUUUACAAAUAUUCCACCGAUUCUAGAGGGUCCCUUACUGGAAUUAACCCUGACUGGGACGACACAAGGUAUUCACUGCCAGGACCUUUGCAGUUCAUCAUGAAACCUUCCACCGGUUUUGGGUGUAGCUCAUCCGGAAUGACUCGCUCUAUUUUGUUUACACCUAGAUAUGACCACUCAUGAAACAAAAGGGAACUUUGUUAUUUAAUGGGCAAUUUGUUUUAUUUUUCUUCUGAAUUUCAAAUGUGCGAUGCAACUGAACAUAGGGACUGUUAUAUAUUUAUUACAGUAUAUAAAAUGUAGCUCAGAAACCUGCUGUAAACACUUAACCUCUCUGGAAAUGUAAUAAACCUUAUUAAAAUGUUUACAGAGAUAUGUGAAUGUUCAGAUCUUGCUAGGUUUCUAAGUACUUUCUUCCUACUAAAAAAGUUAUUUUUGCUGCUCAGUCACUAAAAUGGAAUUGAUCUUGGGUAUCCCGUUACAGUGUUAAAUUAUUUUAUAGGCACAAUACCUUUGAACUUGAAAUAUUUAUGUAAAGCCUACUGUUUGCCCUUUCAUAGGUACUGAUGUGUCAUCAGGAUAGACAAUACGGACUGGGGAAUUAUAGAAGUAACUUCAAAAAUAUGAUUGUUUCUAUAGCACAUCUAAAGAAAAACCUGUAAAAGCCAAACUCUGAUGUACCUUCCAGCAUCUUUUUAACGUUAAGAAAAUUAUGAGAAAUGUUAAUCUUUAUUUGUCAGUAAGGGCAUGCUGAGAUCUCUUAGUUUAAGUGAAGACAAUCCACUGGGUGAAUUAUUCAAAACCAUCAGUUCUGACAUAAGUUUCUAGCUGGAACCUUGUAAUAAAAACAGACAGCAAUGGUGAAA
This is a messenger RNA of Hemicordylus capensis (graceful crag lizard), 3940 nucleotides long. It is a transcript of the gene TTLL7, whose product is annotated as tubulin tyrosine ligase like 7. Lineage: Eukaryota; Metazoa; Chordata; Lepidosauria; Squamata; Cordylidae. The record is from RefSeq and is a predicted model, not a curated record. Bases 549 to 3257 code for a protein of 902 amino acids. Gene Ontology annotation, cellular component: cilium. Gene Ontology annotation, molecular function: tubulin binding; tubulin-glutamic acid ligase activity. Gene Ontology annotation, biological process: protein polyglutamylation; microtubule cytoskeleton organization. The transcript is spliced from 22 exons.